Molecule: messenger RNA, 351 nt
Organism: Trichomonas vaginalis G3
Lineage: Eukaryota; Parabasalia; Trichomonadida; Trichomonadidae
Exons: 1
Coding region: 1-351 (116 amino acids)
Source: RefSeq, a predicted model, not a curated record
AUGGAGCACCUAUUGAAUAUUUCUUACGAGCUGCACAAUGGCAAAAAUAGCAUUUGGUCAAGUCCUUAUAUAAGAUAUGGUCUCCCACUAGGUUUGCUAGCUACAGCAGGAGCAGUUAUAAUGUUGAAAAGAAAUAAAGCAAAUGUUGUAAAUAAUACUGAAGUAGCUGAAGUUAAACAAACUCCAACACCUUCGCCAAAACCAACGCCUUCACAAGCAAAACCUUCAAUGACUCCUGAACCUAUGGAAGUACAAACUCCUGUUCAAAAGUCAACUCCUAAACCGACUCCAACAUUUAAACCAGAACCUACUCCUCAAAUAAAUCGUAAAACUCCUGCGUUUCCUUACUGA